This is a messenger RNA of Electrophorus electricus (electric eel), 5184 nucleotides long. RefSeq names its product complement C3-like. Lineage: Eukaryota; Metazoa; Chordata; Actinopteri; Gymnotiformes; Gymnotidae. Gene Ontology annotation, molecular function: endopeptidase inhibitor activity; protein binding. Gene Ontology annotation, cellular component: extracellular region. The record is from RefSeq and is a predicted model, not a curated record.
UCAGACAAACAGGAUGCAUGUGGACCUGCUGUGGCUAACAGCUACACUUCUCUCCUUCCCCCUGCUUACACUAUGUGACCCGCUCUUCAUCAUGUCUGCCCCAAACCUGCUGAGAGUGGGUGGCCAGGAGAAAGUGUUUGUGGAGGCACAGGAUUAUACUGGAGGAGACCUACUUGUGAAGAUCACAGUGAAGGACUACCCACGGAAAACACUGGACCUAAUAUCCAAAUCAGUGGUCCUCAAAUCUUCUGAACACUACCAGGGUCUUGUGGACAUUAAGAUCCCUCAUAACAGGGACUACUUCAGCGAUGACCCCCUGGAGAAGCAGUAUGUGUACCUACAUGCACAGUUUCCCUCGUGUCUGCUGGAGAAGGUGGUCAUGGUUUCCUUCCAGUCAGGCUACAUAUUCAUUCAGACAGACAAGUCCAUCUACACACCCAGCAGCACAGUUCAAUACAGGAUCUUCUCAGUGACUCCUGAUCUGCAGCCUCUGGACCAGAGUGGAAUCUCAGUUGAAAUCAUAAAUCAUCAAGGAAUUACAAUUCAUAGGGAUACAAUCUUCGCUAAGCAAGGGACUCUGACUGGAAAAUACAGUAUCCCUGACAUUGCCAGUUCUGGAAUAUGGUCUGUGGCAGCACGGUUCAAAAACACCCCACAAAAGAACUUCACUGCUGAAUUUGAAGUUAAAGAAUAUGUGCUGCCGACCUUUGAGGUCACCUUAACCCCAUCCAGGUCUUUCUUCUAUGUUGAUGAUAACGAUCUUAAUGUGGACAUAAGUGCCAAGUACUUGUUUGGAAAGAAAGUGGAUGGAAGUGCGUUUGUGGUGUUUGGCGUGAUACAAGGUGACAGCAAGACAAGUCUGCCAGCUUCUUUAAGUAGAGUACAGAUCACUAAUGGAGAGGGUGAUGCAACGCUGACAAAAGCGAUGAUCCAGAAAACUUUCCCAGAUUUUCACAAACUAGUUGGAAGCUCUAUAUACAUAUCUGUCAGUGUUUUAACAGAUACCGGUAGUGAAAUGGUGGAAGCACAGAGGAGAGGCAUUCAGAUUGUGACAUCACCCUACACCAUCCACUUCAAAAGAACCCCAAAAUUCUUUAAACCUGGAAUGUCUUUUGAUGUUACGGUUUAUGUGACAAAUCCUGAUCAGACACCUGCUGAAAAUGUGGACGUGGAAAUCCAUCCUGGACCGGUACUGGGUGACACCAAAGCCAACGGCAUGGAAAAGUUCACAGUCAAUACUCAGGGAGGAGCCAAGAAUCUACCAAUCACUGUAAAAACCAAAGACCCACGCUUAUCUGAUGGCAGACAGGCUAUAAACCAGAUGACUGCUCUACCCUACACUAGCAAAGGAGGAUCCAGUAAUUACCUUCACAUUGGCAUAGCUACUUCAGAACUGGUGAUUGGUGAUCAGAUGAAAGUCAAUCUGAAUUUUGGCAAGAGCCCAGGUGUCCAAAAUCAAGAUUUCACUUACUUGAUCCUCAGUAAAGGUCAGAUUGUGCAAGCAAAUAGGUUUAAGAGACAAGGGCAGUCUCUUGUGACUCUGUCAAUGCCUGUCACCAAGGACAUGGUGCCCUCAUUUCGGGUGGUGGCGUAUUACCAUGUGGGAUCAUCUGAGGUGGUGUCCGACUCAGUCUGGGUUGACGUGAAGGACACUUGCAUGGGAAAGUUGGAAUUGAGUGCACAAGACCCCAAGAGUGCCUAUGAGCCUGGAGAUGAGUUUGUUCUCACGAUCACUGGGGACCCAGGUGCCAAGGUUGGGCUGGUAGCUGUGGAUAAAGGAGUGUUUGUUCUAAACAAGAACAAACUCACACAGACCAAGAUCUGGGACAUCAUUGAGAAGCACGACACAGGUUGCACAGCUGGCAGUGGUAAAGACAGUAUGGGAGUUUUCUAUGAUGCAGGUCUGCUGUUUGAGUCCGACAAAGCAGGAGGGACCGAUUCCAGAACAACAUCUGAUUGUCCCGCUCCACUAAAGAGAAAAAGAAGAGCUGAGAGUCUACUACAAAUAACUACCACACUUACUGGGAACUACAGUGGUGAGCUAAAGAAAUGUUGUGCCGAUGGUCUUAAGUUAAACAAGCUGGGCUACACAUGUGAACGGAGGGCUACGUUCAUCACAGAAGGUGCAAAGUGUGUCCAGGCUUUCCUGCACUGCUGCAAGGAGAUGCUGAUUCGUAGACAGGAAGAGGGGGAGGAUGAGAUGUACCUGGCUCGCAGUGAGGAAGAUGAUGGUGCUUACAUAAGCUCUGAUGAAAUUGUGUCACGUACUCAGUUCCCUGAGAGCUGGCUAUGGGAGGACCCGGAGCUGCCACCCUGCCAAGGAAACCAGCCAUGUGCAACAACAACUCUCACCAUGAGAAAAAACUAUAUGAAAGACUCCAUUACUACCUGGCAGGUGUUAGCCAUUAGUCUGUCUAAGACCCAUGGAAUUUGCGUAGCUGAUCCCUAUGAAAUGGUAGUUGUGAAGGAUUUCUUUGUGGACCUGAAGUUGCCUUACUCAGCAGUGCGCAAUGAGCAAUUAGAAAUCAAGGCCAUUGUGCACAACUUUUCAAAUAGGAAGCUUAAGGUACGAUUGGAGUUCUUAGAGACAGAGCACAUCUGUAGUACAGCCAGCAAGAAGGGCAAGUUCCGUACAGUAGUUCACAUUGACGGCAAGUCCACCAGGUCUGUUCCGUACAUAAUCAUUCCCAUGGAACUCGGGGAACACUCCAUCGAGGUGAAGGCCUCAGCUUAUGACACAACUCUUUCUGAUGGAGUGAGAAAGACCCUGAAGGUGGUGUCUGAAGGAGUUAAAACUGAAAUCCUGGAGAGUAACGAGGUGCUCAGCCCCUCUAAAUUCUCUGAUGGAGUGCAAGUUGUGCAUGUGAAAACUGAAAUACCAGAUGACCAGAUUCCAAACACUCCUGCUCACACAUACAUCACUGUGUCUGGUCAAGAGGUCAGUCAGACUAUCGAGCAGGCCAUCAGUGGCAAGUUCAUGGGUCGCCUUAUUGUGCAGCCCCACGGCUGUGGUGAGCAGAACAUGAUCUUUAUGACCCUGCCCCUCAUCGCCACGCACUACCUAGACAGCACAAAGCAGUGGGAGGGAGUUGGCAUGAACCGGCGUAGCGACGCCAUCAAACACAUCCAGACAGGUUACGAAAAAGAGUUGACUUUCCGUAAACAGGACGGCUCAUAUGGUGCUUGGAUCAACACACCCAGCAGCACAUGGCUGACUGCAUAUGUAGGCAAAGUCUUUGCACUGGCCAGUGAUCUCGUUGCCAUCCAGGAAAACGUUCUCUGCAGCGCUCUCAAGUGGCUCAUUCUGAACACGCAAAUGCCAGAUGGCAUGUUUAAAGAGGGCGCGCCUGUGUAUCACGGAGAGAUGGUCGGUGAUGUGCGAGGGAAGGAUUCUGAUGCAUCAUUGACAGCAUUUGUUGUCAUUGCCUUGCAAGAGGGCCACAAACUCUGUGCCAAAGCAGUCACUAGUCUUCCAGAAAGCAUGAAGAAGGCCAUCGAGUAUCUGGAACAUAGAAUUCCCACUUUAACCAAUCCAUAUGCUAUUGCCAUGACUUCCUACGCCAUGGCCAAUGCUGACAAAUUCAACAAAGACCUCCUAAUGAAGUCUUCUGCUGAAGAUGGUUCUUACUGGCAAGUUCCUAGAGGGCUCCACUUCUCCCUAGAGGCCACGGGCUACGCCCUGCUGGCUCUGGUGAAGGCAAAGGAGUUUGACGCAGCAGGGAAAGCAGUGCACUGGCUCAAUAAGCAAAGCAGCCCGUAUGGGGGUCACGGCACCACUCAGGCAACCAUCAUAGUGUUCCAAGCUGUAGCUGAGUACUAUAAAGAAGUGAAGAAAAUUCAGAAUAUGGAUUUAGAUGUGGAGGUGUCUGUGUCUGGACGGAGUAGAUCCAAUAGAUGGAUUUUCAAAAGAGAGUCUUCACACCUCACACGUUCAGAUAAGGUUCAACUUAAGCAAAACUUUACUGUCACUGCAAAGGGAACUGGUGUAGGAUCUCUCCAAGUUUUGACCUUAUACUACGCUAGGCCCAUUGAGAAGCAGAGUGACUGCAAAAAGUUUGAGUUAACUGUUAAGCUGGAAAAGCAAAAUGACGUAACAUAUGCAGGAGCCAAAGAAAGCUAUUUGCUCACCAUUGAAACCUUCUACAGGGAUCCAAACAGAGAUGCCACCAUGUCUAUUUUGGAUGUUGGCUUGCUGACAGGCUUUGUGGUAGAUGAACACGAUCUGACAGAUCUAACAACUGGAAAAGAUCGAUAUAUUUCGAAGUUUGAGAUGGAUAAACAGCUUUCGGAACGAGGUUCCCUCAUCAUAUAUGUAGAUAAGAUAUCUCAUGGACUGGUAGACAAGUUUGCUUUCAAAGUGCACAAGGUCACAGAGGUGGCAAUGCUUCAACCUGCUGCUGUUAGUGUGUAUGAGUAUUACUCUCCAGGGGACCAGUGUGUAAAGUUCUACCAUCCUGUAAAGAAAGGUGGUGCUCUAAGCAGACUGUGCAAUGACCAGGAAGGCCUCUGCCAGUGUGCUGAAGAAAACUGCAGUGUCCAGAAGAAAGAUAAAAUUAUUGAUGAUGAUCGGGACAAAAAAGCAUGUGAAGCUGGCAUGGACUACGUUUACAAAGUCAAAGUGGAAAGUAUGAAUCUCACCCCACAAACACACUACUACAAGAUGAAGAUUGAAGAGGUCCUGAAAGAAGGAACUGAUGCAGGUGUGGAAGGACAGCUGCGAACCUUCAUGGGUCAUGCCAACUGCCAAGAAUCAUAUGGAUUUGAGGAGGGCAAGACCUACCUCAUCAUGGGCCGAAGUGUUGAUUUACCCAGGGUUGAAGGAAGACUGCAGUACAUCCUGGGCGAGCAGACUUGGAUUGAAUACUGGCCCACGAGUGAGGAAGGACAAACUACAAAAUACAGAGAUAGAUACACUGGCAUCAUUGGGCUUUCUCAGACUCUUUCUGACUUUGGAUGCACUACAUAAACAUGUUUGAUUAAAAGCAAUUAAUAAAUUCCACCAUUUUUCUAUUGAAUAGUCAAAAUAAAUGAAGUACAUCUUUGCUUUUCUUAUUUCCGUAACUCCAGAUUUGUCACCAUUUACUCAAUAAACCCAUAUCACAUUUACUCCAAAUAAUACAUAUUUCUGUCUUGCCUGAUGUAAAGCAUUCAAGAGAAACAUUAAAUAAAUUUACAGAAAAUGUU